This is a messenger RNA of Malus domestica (apple), 1585 nucleotides long. NCBI's taxonomy places the organism in Eukaryota, Viridiplantae, Streptophyta, Magnoliopsida, Rosales, Rosaceae. The record is from RefSeq and is a predicted model, not a curated record.
AUCGCAGGUGUAAGGUCUGUCCAAACUCUCCCACUCUCUAACGGAAAAUACUUUUCAUCUCUCUUCCCCUCUCCCUUAUAUAAUAAUCCAUUUAGCUAAUUCAAAGGAUCUCCAAGCUCUCUAGCUUCGCUCCUCCCUUAUCUAUUGAUCUCUCCUGCCGUACCUUAGUUAUAAUUGUCUCGGUUAUUAUUGCCUUGCCCCCGCGCUGGGCAUCGUCGACGUCGUCGUCUUCUUCUUCUUCUUCGCUCUCUACAAAUCUAGAUAGUAUUUGUCGAUCUAUUCGAUCACGAAGGGAGAACAUCAGGCAUCCAUGGUCGUUGUAGAAUUAGCUCUAGAUAUAGGUUGUUAGGCAGCUUUAAUUCCAAUUUAUUAAUUUGUUCUUUUUGUGUUUAUUUAUAAAAAAAAACACUUGAAGAUCAUAAACACAUAUAAUUAAGAUGUGCACUAGAGGCCAUUGGAGGCCAGCUGAAGACGAGAAGCUUAGGGAGUUGGUGGAACGAUAUGGACCUCAUAACUGGAACGCAAUAGCAGAAAAGCUCCAAGGAAGAUCAGGAAAAAGCUGUAGGUUGAGAUGGUUCAAUCAGUUGGAUUCAAGAAUCAAUAGGAACCCUUUUACAGAAGAGGAAGAAGAGCGUCUCCUAGCUUCUCACCGCAUCCAUGGAAAUAGAUGGGCUGUUAUUGCAAGGCUUUUCCCUGGACGUACCGAUAACGCAGUCAAGAACCAUUGGCAUGUCAUCAUGGCACGCAGGUGCAGAGAAAGAUCUAGGCUUAAUCACGCCAAAUUAAUAAGGAAUACGUCUAGUGUUACUGCUGCUACUACGGCUCAAACCCCGUUCAUGAGUAUCAAUACUAACAAUAAUGAACCAAAAUCCUCUUCAAAACAAGACCAUCCCCUGCAGAUCAAUUGCAAUAUCGGCACGUGGAACCUUGAUUCAUAUAAUUAUAUUGGGAAAUAUUACUCAUGCAACGACAGAAAUCAUCAUCAGUAUCGGCCAGCUUUCACUCAUGACCCUCAUCCUCUCUUUCCAAAGGAGUUCUAUCCCAAUACCUGCAGUGUCACAAUGCACCAAGAUAACGCAAGAAAGGAUGAGGAGGAGGUGGAUCAGGAAGGUACGGGACAACAGAACAUAAGCAACGUAGCCGGUCUUCCUUUUAUCGAUUUCUUAUCUGUUAAUAAUGGAACUUCUUCAUAAUAUUGGUGUCUUGAUGAAGAUGAUCAAUGACAUCUCAGCAGUGUAAAACUAUCGCUAAUGACAUACAAACGGCACAACUUACCAGUUAGAUGCUUGUUACUGCAUCAAUCCACAGAAAAUCAUAUUUAAUGAGAUACUGAUCGAUGAUCCGUAUAUCAUAUUGUAGCUUGCUAGCUAGGCAUGUAUUGUAGAAAGGAAGAUGAUGUAAUGCAAGUGUUAAUGUAAAAUUAUAUUCUGAAGUAGAGAAGGUGAGCGCGUUUACCAUGGUCAUGGCUUUAAUUUGCAUGCAUGAUUCAUCUGACAUUAUGUAAGUGGAUAUUUAGUUUGAUUAUUUGGUUGAAAUUGAAAUCCAUAAAUGGAACGGUGGAAUGCGAGCAUAGAAUUCACAAGCA